AAGUACUGAGUGUGUGUGUGAAAUCAAAACACAAGGAGGAAAAACAACCAUCGCCAAGGAUACAAAAGGUUCAAACUGUCUGGUCCAUGUGAAAUAGUUUAGUAUAAGGGCAGGACAAUCUGCAGUUGAGUACACAGUAUCUCAACUCACUUUUGGAGAUGGCUAAGUGGAGAGGAGAAAGAAGAAGCCUUUCACCUUCAGGAUUCUGGAGUGAGAAGGAAUGGGACGCUGACCCUGGCCGUGCAUCUUUCUGGCGCACUCUUAGGUCUCAAAGUCCCAUCACUCUCUCGGAUCUGGACUUUUGGGAUAGUAGAGCUCUUCUUAAAGCUCGGAAAUCUCCAGCAUGGAGUUGUGUAGACUUUUCUGGAUUGACUGGCCGCUCAAAAAUCAGCACCAGCACUAUUGGCAGCCAGAAACACAGGGGCUCCCUGGGCAUGACGAGAUGGUCAUCUACAUCCCGUCUGGCUCCAGAAGGAGCUCCGCGAUCACACUCUUCCACUGAAGACUUUGAGCUCCGAGCUGCUCUGGAGGAAAGCAGCACGAGGAGAGCAGAUCUCACCCAGAAGCUCAGAGAGGCCAGAGGUCACCUGGAUGCUCAGACAGACCUUCUGAAAACCACGGGAUCUCAGCUUCAACAAAGCCAGAGCAUCUCAAACGUCCUGGACAUGAAGCAAAAGGUAUGGAUGAAACAGUUUCUAGCCCUACAGACACUGCCUUUUACAGUCUGGUUUAGUUUGAUGGGACAGGAAACAGGAAAGGGAUAUCGAAAUGUGCUCCCCCACAGCAGCUGUCAGAAGCAGUGAGUGCUCUUGAAAAAGACAAGGAAGCGGCAGAGCUGAGCCGAUUUGAGGAAAGCCGCCGUCGAGGGGAAUUACAUGACAAAGUUCUGCAGCUUGAGUUAGACAUGUUAAAGAUGAGGUCUGACCUGGAGAGAAGAAGUCCAGCCUCUUCACCAAACCCUCUUAGCAGAACUCUGCCCGCUGCAAAGGACCAAACCCUCAGAGAGGUAGAGCAAAAAACAUCUGCAAACGUACAUGAGAAACUUUCGUCACUGAUGCUUUCAAUCUAUUAAGAAGCUUCUGUAUGCUGCUGCUUCCACCAGGAACAGAGGCAGGCUGAGAAAGAGAUGAAGAAGCUCAGAGAAGCUCUCAGAAAAGCAGAGGAGAGAACAGACGAGCUGGAGUAUGAGAAAGAGAGCGCACUGAGACAGCUCCGCUCCUCUGAAGAGAGGAAACAUGAGGCAAUUAACCAAGCAGAAGAGUUGGAGCAAAGCCUGAGCAGCUCCAUCCAGACCCAGAAAGAGCUAGAGGACCAGCUGAACGAGUCCCGCAGCCGUCUGGGACAAAUGGAGCUGGAAAAAAACCUGUUCUCCACUAAAACCCAGAAACUAGAAGACAAUCUGAGUGACUUAAAGAUCAAACUAUCCGGAGCUUUAAUGGACAAAGACCGUCUUGUCCAGGAGAAAGCAGAGCUCCAUCAGAGGGUCCAGGCUUUGGAUCUGCAGCUGCAGAGAGAGCAGAGGAGCAGACAGGGCUUCAGUGAGCAGGUGUGUGAGCUGCAUGCUGAGCUGUCUCAUGCUAAGAGCCAGAACAACAAGCAGAAGAUGGAAACCAUGUUGAUGAAGGAGGAGCUGCUUUCCAUUAAAGAGUUGAACAAAAAGCUGUCAUCUGAUCUGACCAAAGCUACAGAGAGACUACAAGUGACUCUUAACCAGCUACACGAGCUGGAGGCAGAGAAACUGAUCCAAACCAAUCAGAUCGCAGCACUGGACACUGAGCGCUUGCAGCUGAUAGGAGAGAAAGAGGAACUGAGGAAAACAUUUGAUGAUGGACUUCAUGAGAAGAUGAUAGAGCUGGGAGAGAGAUGCUGCAAGCACAGAGAAUUGCAGGACAAUCUAGAACAAGAAAAUCAAGCUCUGCAAUUAAAAUGUCAAGACCUGGAAAAAAAAGGCCAAAUCUCGGAGGCGGGGUAUAAGCAUAAAGAGGAGGAGCAACAGCAAAUGAGGGCGGGGUCUGAACAGGAAAAGGAGGAGCUGAGGAAACUGGCUGCUCACUGGAAUGAGAGGUGGCUGGAUGUGGCGAUGACGUUAUGCUCAACACAAACAGAACUCAAUGAGCUCAAGAGUCAACAGCAAGUGAAUGACAAAGUGAUGUCCAAGGUGGUGGAUGGAGAGUUGGUGCAGGUGAAGGACAAGCUGAGGAUCAGAGACACUGAGCUGGAGGAACAGCUGGAAGAACAGCUGGAGGAGCUGCGGUCUGCUCACCAUCAGGAGUCACAACAGAGCGCUGAGGUCCAGAGCUUGGAGCAGCUUCUUGCAAAGAGAGAUCUGGAAAUUAAAGAGAAGGAUCAAGAUCUGAAGAACCUGGAGAUCCAGAGGAUAAGACAGAAAGCAGAGGCUCAGAUCAAGAUAUCUGCCCUGGAGCAGGAGAUUUUUGGACACAAAGGUCUGCUGUCGAGAAAGGAAGUGGUCAGUGAAAGCAGUCCUGAGGACUUAGAGUCACUGAAGGCCCUGCUAAAAGAAAGCAGAAGGCGAGCAGAAACGCUUGAGCAGGAAAGAGACCGAACCUUACACAAACUGCAGGAUCUUGAAGCUCCCCAGCAGGGCAUAACAGAGAAAGAAUCUCCAUUAGAGACUAAAAAACACAAACCCACGGAUUCAGACCUUGUAGAUCCGGACCAACAGAGGAGGCUGGUCACCGAGCAGCUGAAAAGUCUGUUCAGAGAGAGAGAGCAGUGUGGAGAGAGGUCUCCAGUUUUUACAAGAAGAUCUGGUUUGGUCGACAGCAGGGUCCAAAAUGCUACAAGUACUAAAGGAAGAAAAACACAGAAGCUGGAGCAGGAACUCCAGCAGGGGGCAGCCAAGAGCUCCUCAUCCCAGAUCUCAGUCUCUCAAGAGGGGAACAAGGAGUUCGGUGAAAGAGGAGGAGCAGAAACAGCCCACCAAUCUGAAGAACCACAGCAAGACAACCAAGCCAAAGUAAUAUCUUCUCAACCAAACUUACAACAGGACAAAUUUCCCCUGGGCUGCAGUGAUGGAACAUUCCUUGCAAGGCAGGUUGAGCUUUGUGACCCAGAUUUGGAAUACUCGGAAGGGUCCAUUUGAAGAGGAGAGGGGAGCCAGCAUCUGGAGUGACAAUAAUCCAUUGUUAAAAUCUAUAAUGCACUGACAGUUUCUUUAUUAAUUGCCAUUUAUUAUAAAUUACACAGUACAGCUAAACUGUUUAGCUUCCAACUUUGAGGUAAAUUUAAAUACACACACACACAAAACAACGCAACGUCAUAUGAAACAGACUAUAUUUAUUAAUCUUUGCAAUUAUCUAAUUUAUCCAUAAAUGCUGACUUUUUUUUUGUCUUGAAUGCCAGUUACAGGUUAUUUUACAAAGGAUUUAUUUAGAGAUAUUUGAUUUCAAACAUACAACAGUAGCAGUUUAUACAACAGUAACAUAAUAAUAAUUAAUUGUAGUAUUUAGUUAAAGAUAUUUAAAGAGAUUCACUCAAAAAUGUCUUCUAACAUUGGAUACAGAAUGCCAGUAUAAUAAAGGUCAUGAAUAUCUGUCCAUGGUUGGGUCAGACUCGAGGUCUUGUCAGCUUUUCAUUUUGCACUUAUGGUUGAAAAACAUGAUGUUGCACAGCACAGUUUCUGUUUGACUUGUGCUAAAUAGUAAAUCUAUCCUUCUUCAUUGGCCUAAAAAACCAGCAAGACCCUGCAUAAGUGGCAAUGAGUAGAUGCAUCUCUGCCAAAAGAAAAAGGAGAAAUUCAAUAAAAUAUGCAUCACAAAGAAAAAAUCAUCAGAGUAUUAUGGCAGCAUGUAGUCUAUUUGAAACAUGUCCAUGUCCAUGAUUCUCUAUACUUGGAUAUCAAAACCAGUGUUAAUAUGUAGUCACACAACACAUACAUAAGAUUUCAUGAGUGUCAUCUAUGGAGAUGAAUGCUGUACAUGUAAUUGACCUCAUGGCCGUGACCUCCCAUUGCUGAGGUUUGAUCAGGUCUGAAAUGAAAGGGAUCGGACUGUCGUCUUUAGGAUUGAAGAGGGAAGGGGAUUAAACUACAAUGUCAUUAAAAUAGGCUGAUCUCCUGUGGAUCUUGGCUCUCGUAAAACAAGCGUUUAAUCCUGAACAUUAAAAGCAAACAUUUAGGCUUUAGUUUAUGAUGGAUAAAUCCUCUUGCUUUUACAUAACAGUCAUGUAAAUUGGACCUGCCAUAUACAUAUGGCAGACGUGCUGUCAUAUCAUGACAAUGUAUUCAUUCAUCUGAUAGGAGGGAUUUGUGGUGCAAUAUGCUUUCCUGCACUCCCAGGACAUUAAACAGUUUUGUGGGAACUAUUUUGCAUUGUAUGCGGAAAACAUGGCACCUCUUGACAUUUUAAGCGUUGUGGAAUGUUUUGUGUGAAGCAUUAUUUAAGACAGGAAGAGGAAUGCAGUGUUUUUUUGUGAGAUGGAGAUUAAGUAUGACCUCUAAUCUCCAAUCGCACAAUAAAUUCAUACCACCUCUGUCAAGUUAUGAAACACAGAUGUGCUCAUCUUGUCAUCUUUUUGGCGCCACUCAAUCACAGAAAUUGAUCUUUACCUAUUAAUUGCCCUGUCCUAAAUGCCACCCUAAUUUCUAACAGACCUCCUUUAAGUCGACAUCUGGGUCAUAGGAUUCACAAAAAAUACCAGGUAGAAGGCUGCUGUGAAGUCCACACCAGCAUGGUUUUGGAGAAAGGGACACUGAUGGUAUAUACUAGCUUGUGAGCACCCUUCUGAAUAAUAAAAUGAUUUUGAACCCAUUUGAGGGCAGAAAAUGACUGCUAGUCUGGGCACAGGUAACCAAUCCAGCUCCUGGAGGGCUAUCUUCUGCAGAUUUUAGUUCCAACCUGGUUUAGGUGUGUUUGAUUGGGGUUGUAGUAAAAAACUGCAGGAUGGGAGGCCUCCAGGAGCAAUCCCUCCAGCCUAACCACUCCACACCGAGUGGGACUCGGACCCGAGUCAUCAUCAUGGGAGGUGGGCACACUGACAAGGAUGUUAAAGACCAUAGCCUCUAGUGCACCUGUUGAGUUUAGGGGAGUGAAGUUUACCUGCACAGCUGUUACAGGUUUGGCUUCCCCAGUAGUAGGGUAUCCUGUUUAUAAUUUUAGGGAAGACUCUUCAGAGAGAUGAUUAACUUGUUUGGGAGUGUUUGGUUAGGGCAGGGGUAGGCAAGUUCGGUCCUAGAGAGCCACAGUCCUGCACAGUUCAGCUCCAACCUUGAAAAAAAAAAACUCACCUGCCUGUACCGUAGUAAUCCUGAGUGGAUUGAUAAGCUUGUUCAGGUGUGUUUGAUUAAGGUUGAAGCUGAGCUCUCUAGGACCGAACUUACCUACCCCUGGGUUAGAGCUAAGAUCUUGCCCUCCAGGGUUGGAAUUGAUGAGCCCUGUUUUAGGGUUCAGAAUGGUGCUUUUGAGUGCUCUCAAUUUCUCAGAGUUCCACUGUUCUGGACUUCAGAGUGGUCAACAUGAUAUAUAAACUUGUAUAGCUAUCAUUCCAACUUAUAUUAGGGCAAGGGUACCAUCUG
Carassius auratus (goldfish) is the source of this 5533-nucleotide messenger RNA. RefSeq names its product flagellar attachment zone protein 1. The transcript has 20 exons. The record is from RefSeq and is a predicted model, not a curated record. NCBI's taxonomy places the organism in Eukaryota, Metazoa, Chordata, Actinopteri, Cypriniformes, Cyprinidae. The coding region runs from base 1127 to 3103 and encodes 658 amino acids.